Exophiala oligosperma is the source of this 1269-nucleotide messenger RNA. RefSeq lists its product as uncharacterized. Bases 188 to 1057 code for a protein of 289 amino acids. Gene Ontology annotation, molecular function: oxidoreductase activity. The record is from RefSeq and is a predicted model, not a curated record. The transcript has a single exon. NCBI's taxonomy places the organism in Eukaryota, Fungi, Ascomycota, Eurotiomycetes, Chaetothyriales, Herpotrichiellaceae.
CAAAAAUCGAUGACAUGUACACUCUCGAUGAUCUUGCCACAAAAAUUCAUCCAGGGAGGUGAAGUGCACAUUUGGUGUCCGCGUUAAUUGUCCGUCUCUACAUUGCUGCAUCUUCUGGGAAUUCAACGUGCAAACCUCGACAUCCCCCACCCUUUCAACGAGAUAUCGUUCCCCCCAUCUUUCCGCCAUGACCGCCUAUACACGAGUAGGAGCUGUGACUGGCGCCAACAAAGGCGUUGGUCUCGCCAUCGUUCGCCAGCUAGCUUUGCAAUAUCCCAAGUCUGCAUACAACAACGGCCCAUUACUCAUCUAUCUGACUGCGCGAAACGAAGAGCGAGGUCAAGCAGCACUACAAAGUAUCCAAGAUGAUCCCGCGCUUCGAAACACCAAAGCCCUAAGAGCUUACGGAGGACUCGCCGAUGUUGAGUAUCUCCCACUAGACAUUGAAAGCAAGCAGAGCAUCGAUGACUUUGCAGCCACGUUGAGGCAGCGACACCCUGAUGGGAUCGAUUUCCUCAUCAACAAUGCCGGCGUUGCACUUCAAGGAUUUGACGAGAACGUUGUCAGACAGACGCUGCGCUGCAACUACUAUGGAACCCUGCAAGCAUCACAACAACUUCUGCCACACAUUCGCGACGGCGGGCGCCUGGUAAAUGUCGCAAGUAUGUCUGGUCAUUUGACGUCCAAGUACUCGGACGCCAUCAAGUCACGUUUCCGAAGUGCUUCGAAACCAGAACAAGUCUCUGAGCUGAUGGAGGAAUACGCCUCGGCUGUGGCUAAUGGGACAUACCAAAACGACUGGCCUGGCAACUCUUAUUCCGUGUCCAAGGCAGGCCUGAUUGGCGUGACAAAGACACUCGCGCGGAUCAAUGCUCAGUCCGGCAGCAAAACCUUCAUCAACAGUUGCUGUCCGGGUUACGUUUCCACAGACAUGACCAAACAUCGAGGAGUCAAGACGCCAGGUGAGGGAGCACAGACUCCUGUAUUGCUUGCUCUAGGCGAUAUCAAGGAUUUGAAUGGAGAGUUCUGGCAAAACGAGAAGGUUAUCGAAUGGUGAAAUCUACUCUACUGCCUCUGACAACAAUCAACUUCUGGUCGCUGUGCAUCCGCCUAAGACAAGGCAUUUGUAAUACCAGUGGAGCAGGGGACAUUCAAGACCAACCCAGAACAGCUCGUCGACCUUGAAUAUAUGCCAGAUUCUGCAUUGAAACACACAUAAAUCUCCGAUGUCUCUUCACAUUGAACCUUGGCAACAUGCUUUAUAUCCGC